This is a messenger RNA of Vanessa atalanta (red admiral), 6089 nucleotides long. RefSeq names its product cadherin-87A-like. Bases 294 to 5786 code for a protein of 1830 amino acids. The record is from RefSeq and is a predicted model, not a curated record. The transcript has 37 exons. Gene Ontology annotation, cellular component: plasma membrane; catenin complex. Gene Ontology annotation, molecular function: calcium ion binding; cadherin binding. Lineage: Eukaryota; Metazoa; Arthropoda; Insecta; Lepidoptera; Nymphalidae. Gene Ontology annotation, biological process: homophilic cell-cell adhesion.
AUACCACCGUGGCGCGUUAAGAGUACAUUUCGUGAAUUAAAAAUAACUUAACGUGUGUUUUAAACAAAAGUUAUUAUUAAAACUUAUGUAAUUCUAAUACGCGUGUGUUAUAAACGUCGUGGGUGUGUGUUUUUAAAUAUAAUUGUGUGUAUUGUGAUGCUGGUCUUACGGUUAACGGUAUCUGCCUGGUGAAGUUGUCUGAAUUUUAAAGCACACUUCGAUGUAGGCUGCAACGCGGAAGACGGAUGUGCAACCAUGUGUUAAUGUCGAGUCCUUUUUAACGAAGUCGCAAUAUGGCGUCGAGAUGGUCUGCCACGGUGGUCUGCGUUGCAGCUGUGUUCUUCCACGUUGGCUUCACCAACAAGCUGCCUGUUUUCCUUCAAGACAUGGACAAUUUAGCAUUAUACGAAAGUACAGCGGUAGGAGAUACUGUAUACACAUUGCAAGGAACGACCGAUCCAGAGGGUUUACCUAUUAAAUAUGGACUCGUUGGGACCGAUAAAUUUUCCGUCAACUCCUCGACUGGCGAAGUCACACUGAUACUUCCUUUAGACAGAGAGAAAGAAGAUACAAUAAAGUUCCUGGUGUCUAUUGAAAACGAGGAUCCUGUUACGAAAAAUACAUUGUAUCAAUCUCAGCCAGUCACUGUUAUUGUAUUGGAUGAAAAUGAUAACCCACCAACUUUCAAAAAUAGUCCUUAUGAAGUAGAUGUACCAGAAGACGAAGAUAUUGGAAAAACUAUUUUACGAAACAUUGAGGUUGAAGAUAUCGAUUCCGUUGGUGAUAGCUUGGAAGUUGGUUGCGUUCCUAACGAACAGUGGCCUGAAGUAUGUGACUACUUCGAAGUUGUGAGUCUCCAUUCAACCGCCAACCAGUACAAUGGCGCUUUGGUCCUCAAGAAAAAGUUGGACUACAACGAGAAACAGUUUUAUCAGUUCCAGAUAUAUGCCACGGAUGGUAGUCUCCAAUCGACGGCGCAUGUUGAAGUGAAGGUGGUAGACGUCCAGAACAGUCCGCCCGUAUUUAGUGGGUCCCUCAGUGGGGCCUUAGCUGAGGAUGCACCUGUGGGUACAGUGGCCCUGAUCAUCAAAGCCAGAGAUGCCGAUAGAGCUCAACCGAGGGACGUCAAGCUGGAACUCAUAACAAAUCCUCUUGAUUUUUUUUGGCUGGACAGCACUACGGGUGAACUAAAAACAGCUAAACCAUUGGACAGAGAAGCGCUUGCUGAUCCAUCUUCUCCACUCAAUCUAACAGUUAGGGCAAGCGAAAUUGUAAACGGCGUACCCGUAGUCUCCGAUCUGACAUCGUCUCUGGCGACGGUGACCAUCACCAUAAAGGACGUGAACGACGAGCCGCCGCGGUUCAAUCGUCGCGAGUACAGCGUGGGGCUGCCCGAGAGCCUACCGCCCGGCACGCCGCUACCCAACCUCGACAUGGUGGUCACCGACACCGAUGUGGGCUUAAACUCAGUAUUCACACUCCGCCUGUCCGACGAGAUGGGAGCAUUCGUGAUCGAACCCUCCGUGGCCACCGGCAGCGCUACCGUCACCCUGAGACUGAAUUCUAGUCUGGACUAUGAGGAUCCAAAUCAGAGGAAAUUUAUUUUGGAGGUGAUCGCGGAGGAGCUGCACACGGCGCCGCGGCUGUCGUCCAAGGCCAGCGUCACGGUGUCGCUGUGGGACGUCAACGACAACGCGCCGCAGUUCGCGGACGAGCCCUACGCCGCCGCCGUGCCCGAGGCCGCGCCGCCCGCCGCGCGCGUGGCCGCGCUGCGCGCCGCCGACCGCGACACCGGCAGAUACGGAACUGAGGGUAUAGUGUACCAACUGUCCGGUAACGGUGCAGAACUGUUCCAUGUGGACAACCGCAGCGGAGUGAUAACAGUCGCCGCCUGUCCCACGCCGGGUCGGCCUCCCUGUCUCGACUACGAGACCAGGAGAGACUAUUUCUUACAGUAUAAGGCAACAGAUGAUGACGGAGCGGGACAGAUGACAGUUGUAUCUCUUCAAAUAUCCCUCACUGAUUCCAACGAUAAUCCACCAGUUUUCAUCACACCGGUUUACAAAGCAUCAAUAGACGAGGAUGCCGUGAAAUUUGAACCCGAGUUAAUUGUGCAAGCGAGGGAUAUCGACACUACAUCUGACAUUCGGUACUCAAUAGCCUACCCUCCGAACUCUCCGUUCUGGAUCGAACCCAUCACUGGCAGGAUAUCAGUGCUAGGUCACGCUGUACUAAACUCCACUGAAGAUAAUCGGAUUGUUCUUACUGUUUUGGCCACAGACGGAGUGCACAAUUCAACGUGUAAGGUUGAAAUCACAAUUCGAGAUGUCAACAAUCAUGCGCCAUCUUUCGAUACUGAUAAAUAUGAUGCGAAUAUCGCUGAAGAUGCCGCUGUUGGUACUGAAGUGGCUGCGGUCCGGGCGACAGAUUUGGAUAGUGGGGUAAACGCGGAGAUCAAGUACGGCAUCCAGAAAGGAGCACUGGACUCUUUCGUCGUGGACAACGUAACAGGCGUCGUCACCGUGGCGUCCAAGCUGGACUUCGAUCGGAAGAACACGUAUCGGAUACAAAUUGUUGCCACUGAUAUGGGUAUACCGAGUCUAACCGGAACAACGGAACUCACGAUUCAUGUUAUCAACGUGAACGACAAAAAGCCCUCUUUCACUCCUCCCGUCCAGAGAGCAGAGGUGUCCGCUGACGCUGAGGUCGGCACCCUCCUGCACAACCUCAUCGCUGUGGAUCCGGAUAUCACCGACAACGGACAGUUGCUGUACGAGUUGGCCACGGAUAGGGUGAUACGAGCCGUGGAUAAAAAUGGGAAAGAGGUAACCGAGGAAGGUAUAUUCGGCUCGUGGUUCUCCGUGCAGCCCAACGGCAGCGUCGCCGUGUCGCAGGGCCUGGACCGCGCCCGCGCGGCCGUCGUCACGCUGCCCGUCGCCGUCACCGAUGCUUCUGCGCCCACGCUGCAGAGGACUGAUGGAGAAUUAAUAAUAAACAUAGUUGAUGUCAAUCGUCACGCUCCUGUCUUCGGCCAGCCAGCUUACGUAGAGCGAAUACUGGAAGAGCAGCCCGUGGGUACCGUGCUCAACACGUACACGGCGACUGACCGGGAGACGCCGAUCGCCGCUAUUGUCAUACACCCACCGAGUCCGUACUUUGAAAUCGAUAAUGUCACUGGAGUAGUCAAAACAUCCCAGCGCAUCGAUUACGAGAAAAUCCAUUCAAUAAACUUUACCCUCGUCGCGUAUGACUCCGGUGUACCUCAGCUGUCAACAUCCGCUGGUGUUCUGGUAGAGGUCGUGAAUGUGAACGACGAGGAGCCGAAGUUCACAAACUCUACGUACAGCGCAGUGUUGGAGGAACACGCGAAAGCUCAUACCAGCGUCCUUACCGUGUCUGCUGUUGACAAGGAUGAAGGUGAAUUCGGCGAGGUGACGUACAGCCUGUCGGGCGAGUCGUCGUCGCUGUUCAGCAUCGACCCGCUGUCGGGCGUGGUGUCGGUGGCGGCGGACGUGGACCGCGAGGUGACGCCCGAGCUGUGGCUGCGCGCCGUGGCCGCCGACAGCGCGCCCCCGCCCCUGCGCAAGUCCGCCAGCGUGCCGAUACACAUAACGGUUCUGGACAUCAACGACAAUCCCCCGGUCUUCACUCAGAAAGUAUACAAGAGUACCAUUGCCGAGAACUUGCAGCUCGACCCCCCCGCCGCGAUACUCCAGGUCCUCGCCGAGGACAAAGACGUGGGGAUCAACGGGAAAGUUGAAUAUAGCAUAUUAGAACAAACCGAACCAGGAGCGUUCACGGUGGACCCGAGCAGCGGCAUCAUCUACCCCGCGCGCGCGGUGGCGGGCGGCGCGCGGCACGCGCUGGCCGUGCGCGCGCGCGACGCGGGCGGCCGCGGGCUGGCCGACGCGGCGCGCGUCGACAUCUCCGUGCUGCGCGUCAACCGCCACAGCCCCGCCUUCGUGGCGCCGCCCGCCGAGCGCCCGCUCGAGAUACCCGAGCACGCAGCGCAGGCCGAUUACCUUGUAACAACAGUGAAAGCCAUAGACGAAGAUCCUGGAGAGAACGGACAAGUUUCCUACUAUCUGAAAGUGGAUAAUCAGAAUGUUGGUGAAACUCAAGAAUUCAGUCUCGACCAAAAUACCGGUGAACUUAAGACCAAAACUUUCUUAGAUAGAGAACAACAGGCUGAGUAUCAGUUGGUAAUCGCAGCGGUAGAUAAUGGUAAGCCAGCUCAAUUUGAAACAUUGCGUCUUCUAACAGUGGUGCUGGUAGACGAUGAAGAUCACGCACCACGGUUUCUUCAUCGCCACCACCAAUUUUCAGUAAAAGAAAAUCUACCUUCUGGGAUAAUCGUUGGAAGUGUCAAAGCAAUCGACAAAGAUUCGGGUGAUAACGGAAAGGUAUACUAUCAUGUACUGGAAGGAAAUCAGGAUGGAAGCUUCAUACUUGACAGGACACAGGGAAUCAUUCGAGCUAAUAUGACAUUCGACAGAGAAAUAGAAGACGAGUAUUCGAUGACAAUAUAUGCCAGCAACAAUCCAAUACUAGAGCAUGCGGCCGCCAUCUUGAACUCCAUAGACAACAGCACAGACAGCCAAGACAUCAGUGUGACCACCGUCAAAAUUAAGAUAUUAGAUGAAAAUGACAACGAGCCGAAAUUCCAACAAAAAAUAUAUUAUGCUGGUGUAAAGCACACGGCUCGCGUCAACGAGCCCAUCAUAUCCAUCGUGGCCGAGGACCCCGACCUCGACGAGAAUGGAACUCUGAUCUACAUGGUGGCCGCCUCCAACCUGUACAAGUUCGGCGCCUCCCAGUCCACUGGCAGCGUGGUGCCUUCGCCGUUUAACGUUAGCCAGGAUGGUAUCCUCACGACGGCUAACUACAUGUCCGAGUACAACAACGAUCGUUUCGUGCUGGAUGUUAUCGCACAGGAACUUGCUCCGCCGCACAGACAAGCAAAGGCCCAGGUUUAUCUCUGGAUUAUCGAUCGAUCAUCACUCAUCCGUAUGGUAGUUUCUCGAGGGUGUUCUGCUCCAGUGGAAGGGGUACAAAAGAAGCUAGCUGACGCCGGACAAGCUUUGCUGGUCGCUGGUAGAAGGUUACCACUGGUGCAAGCGGAUAGGCGGUAUGAUGACUGGUGUGAGAUCCACUUACAUGCAGUAGACCCGGAGUCGUAUCAAGUGUUACCGGUUGACAAAGUUCUGGAAACUAUCGACUCGAAGUACGAUCAGCUUAAAGACGUGUAUCAGCAGUUUGGUGUCGAGACUCUUAUUGCUGCCAGUGCUACUUCGAAAGCACCGGACAGCUUCGAUCCAGCUCUGGCGACGCUGAUAGCUCUUCUAAUUGUGUUGUUCACGGGGAUCGUGACAUUCAUAGUCGUUUGCGCCUGCCUUAAGCAUUGGGCGCCUUAUUCCAGGGUGAUACCACCUCCAUCGCUUCAGUCGAGCAAAGGCGACAGUCUAGCGAGGCGGCGGAUAUUAGAAGAGUUGAGUACGACUGAGAACCCGCUGUGGCUGGAGACGAAGCUGAGACCUUACGAAGAGCAGGAGCUGACAAUGAAUGUCUUCGGCGAUCAAAAUGAACAGAAUGCGGAACAGCCUCCUUUGGUCGACAACACGUACGCCACCAUCGCGGGCGGGCGCGGCGACUACGCCACGCUGGCCGGAGACUCGCCCACGCCGCUCGAGGCCGCGCUCGGCUUCCAGGGCAGCACAUUCAAGCCGCCGUCUCCUGACACGCCGGAGCCACCGCCGAGGCCGGCCGGUCUUGGACCACUGUCAUGAUCGUACACUAAAAUAGGAGCUUAGAAAAAUGUAUCGUAACGUCAUGUAAAUAAUGAUUCAAUUUAAAUAACGCAUGUUGGCAACGUAUUAAUUUAUUAAGAUUCGUAUGAUAAAUUGAACUAGUGUAAAUCUUAUUAUUUUUUUCAUAUCCACUAUGAUUAACUUGUAGUUAAGCUCUCCAAUAUAUGUAAACGGAUCUUUGGCUUAAGAUAUGAGGAACUUUAGCUACGCGUGUUCUAAAUAAUCAUACCCAGUCGGCCAUCUUAGAUCGCGCGUAUUAUACCUGUAUUUAAAAAAAAAAAA